Rhagoletis pomonella (apple maggot) is the source of this 275-nucleotide messenger RNA. RefSeq names its product glycine-rich protein 5-like. Lineage: Eukaryota; Metazoa; Arthropoda; Insecta; Diptera; Tephritidae. The record is from RefSeq and is a predicted model, not a curated record. The transcript has a single exon. The coding region runs from base 8 to 253 and encodes 81 amino acids.
CUUGUCCAUGUUAGCCGGCGGUGGCAGUGGCAGUGGCAGUGGCGGCAGCAAUGUCGGUGUUGGCGGCGUCGGCGUCGGCGUCAAUGCAGGGGCCAGCGUCAGUGGGUGCUACUUUAAUAAUGGCGUAAGCGGCGGCGUCGGUGUCGGUGUCGGCAGUGGUGCAAGUCCAGGAGGUGUUGGUGCUGGCGUUGGCGGUUUAGGCGUGGACGGCGGCUGUAAAAGCUACCAAAGAAAAUACUAUGACAUAAAUUGACUGAAUGGUGGUGGUGGUGGUG